AUGGCUUUCACUUCUGGUGACGAAAUUUUGCUUCUUGACGGUGGAUUCGGAACCACUCUCGAGGACGUCUUCCAGAAGGAUAUCUCUAGUCCACUUUGGUCAGCGUCGCUCGUCGAAAAGGAGCCAGACGUGAUUAUUAAAGCACACUCCGAAUUCCUAAACGCCGGAUCGGAUAUAAUUCUCACAGCUACUUAUCAAUGUUCAUUCAAAACAUUCGACAGAGCAGGCUACUCCAGGCCUGACGCCAUCAACUUGAUGCGUAAAACAGUCCAGCUCGCUACACAAGCUCGAGAUCUCCACCAACAAAGGAAACAAGCCAAAGUGGUAUUGUCACUUGGGCCAUUUGGCGCCGCUUUAACGACUGCCCAGGAAUUCGACGGUAUAUACCCACCUCCAUACGGUCCACGUGCUUUUUCCGCCAAUGGACCAAAUACAAACGCUUUUCACACCGCCGUUUCGGAGGAAGCAGCUAUCCUAUCCCUAAGAAACUUCCACUACGACCGUCUUAGAGUGUUUGCGAUGAAGAAAGACGACGAAGUAUGGAACCUAAUUGACGGAAUUGCAUUUGAGACUAUCCCCCUCGCGCGCGAGGUCAAAGCGAUUCGAUUAGCGAUGGCUCGACUGAACGCACGUUUGAGAGAAUGGGGACAAGAGGAAAAACCUUGGUGGAUAAGUACAGUCUGGCCGAGUGGUGUACAUCCUCAAGAAUCGGGGUCUGGUGACAGGCUAAGUGGAAAAGACGUUGCUGAGGCAUUGUUACUUCCGGACAGUACUGGAGAUUUACCAGUACCCAGCGGCGUUGGGAUCAAUUGCACACAUAUCAAAGACCUUGAUGAGGUGGUCAGCAAGCUCCGACGUGCCAUUGACGAAAUCAAGCCAAAUCGCAAACCCAGUUUGGUCUUGUAUCCUAAUGGAGGCGGUGUUUACGACAUCGUUAAACGUACGUGGACUAAACCCGAAGGAGAGGAGGUUGAUACAGAAGAGUUCCACAUUUCAUGGGCACAGAGGUUGGUGUCUAUCGCAAAGAGGGAACAGGAAACGGGAAGCUGGGGUGGGACAGUCAUUGGCGGAUGUUGCAAGACGACUCCAGCACAUAUCAAUUUGCUAGCAAAGUCUUUAGGGAGGGGUAGUGAAUAG
Fomitiporia mediterranea MF3/22 is the source of this 1137-nucleotide messenger RNA. Its product is annotated as Homocysteine S-methyltransferase. The transcript has 3 exons. Gene Ontology annotation, molecular function: zinc ion binding; S-adenosylmethionine-homocysteine S-methyltransferase activity. Gene Ontology annotation, biological process: S-methylmethionine cycle. Bases 1 to 1137 code for a protein of 378 amino acids. The record is from RefSeq and is a predicted model, not a curated record. Lineage: Eukaryota; Fungi; Basidiomycota; Agaricomycetes; Hymenochaetales; Hymenochaetaceae.